AACGAAAACUAGUGGGAAAAGAUGCCCAAGAAACGAGGAGGCGGCCAGUCGAAGAGCCUGACGCUCGAGGAGCUCAGCGCGAACUUCCACCUUCCCAUCAACGACGUUGCUCGCAAGCUCGGGCUGUGCGUCACCGUCCUGAAGCAGCGAUGCCGCGAACACGGCAUCACGCGCUGGCCGUACCGCAAGGUGAAGAAACUCGAUAACAUCAUCCACGCGCUGGAGUGUCCCGGCGACGGCGGCGUCGCGGACGCCACCCGCAGGCUCGAGACGGUCAAGAGGACGCGCGAGGUUCUCAUCACCGACCCCAACAGCAAGGCGCACCUGAGGGUCGGCAAGCUCAAGGCUGUUCGCCGCCGAUCGCUCGGAUCCAAGUCCGGGUACGGCAGCGGCGGCAGCGGCUCCGACAACAGCGGCGGCACCGCCUUCGGCGUGAUGAGGCACCGACAGAACAGCUCCGGCAUCGACGGCCUCCUCGAGGCGGCGACGACGCUCUCGGAUGGGGAGACGCCCGGGACGCCGACGAGGGAGCCGGACGCGAUCAGGGACAGGUCCCCGCGCAUCUCCGGCGCGCUUCAGGCCCUCACCGGCGGUAUUAGCGCACACGAUACGGACACGGGGGCGGGGGCGGAGGCGGCGGCGCUCGCGCUCAAUGCGCUCAAGCCCGGCGGGGCGUUCCAGGCUGUGAGGGCGGCGGUUGACGUCGCGAACAAGGCGGCCGCGCCGGCGGCUCCGGCGUUUGACGCCAACGCGUACGCCGCGGCGAUGGCCGCGUUCGCGGGACACAUGGGGAACGCUGCAGCGGCGGCGGCGACGCCCCCUCCCGCUCCACCCACCCCGGCCAACCCGAUGGCUGCGCUGAUGGCGAACCCGAUGUUUGCGUGGAUGGCGGCGAUGGGAAACGUGGCGCAGGCGCAGGCGCAGGCGGCGCAGGCGGCGCAGGCGGCGCAGGCGGCCGCGACUCCCCCGGCGCCCAACUUUCUCCAGAUGGCGGCUGCUGCGGCAGCAGCGGCGCAGGCGGCGCAGCCCCAAUCCGCGCACCAGCCCCUAUAGACGAGAGCGGGCGAUUGGCGCGUCGUGGGUCUCGGGCCGGAGGGUGGACAACAGUUGAGUUGGUUUGGCCCGCCUCCCUCGGGGAAACUGUCCUCGCCCGCCGGUCGAUCGCGACGGCUCCAACGUUAAUUGGACACGUUGGAGGUGCGGUUGAUCGGACGGCGCGAGGAGGCUAUUCUAUUAUUCCAUUACCCGGCGUGAAGCCGGGGUGUAUUCUUUCAGUCGCACCCGCCGCGAGGCUCGCUCCAGUUGGGUGGCCCGCGGCGGCGUGACGUGACAGCCUCUGUAUCGGAGGUUGUCCAACGCGGUCGGGGACGUGGACUCGUCCCUUUUGUUCAUAUAGACCCGAUUUUGUGAAUAUAUCAACACAGAAGUCCACACA
Micromonas commoda is the source of this 1435-nucleotide messenger RNA. RefSeq lists its product with no specific name. Gene Ontology annotation, molecular function: DNA-binding transcription factor activity. The transcript has 4 exons. NCBI's taxonomy places the organism in Eukaryota, Viridiplantae, Chlorophyta, Mamiellophyceae, Mamiellales, Mamiellaceae. The record is from RefSeq and is a predicted model, not a curated record. The coding region runs from base 22 to 1053 and encodes 343 amino acids.